AUGGCCAAGCCCGAUGUUGUCCAUGAUGAAAGCCCUCAGAUGGCCAAGGCGGAUCUGGGCAUCGAAGUCGAUAUCCCCCACGUACCCUUGACCGAAGAGGAUAACAAGCGGAUCUGUCGCAAGACCGACCGCACGAUUCUGGUGGUGUUGAUAUGGGUCUACUUUCUGCAAAUCCUGGACAAGACAGUGCUCGGAUAUGGCGCAACAUUUGGCCUGAAGCAGGACACGCACUUGACGGGGAAUGAAUACUCUUUGGUCGGGUCCAUUGGGCCGAUCGCCCAGCUGGCCUGGCAGCCGUUCUCGUCUUAUCUAAUUGUGAAGGUGCCGCAUACAAUUCUCAUGCCUAUUCUGUGCUUGGGAUGGGGCAUUGCGCAGGCGUGCAUGGCCGCUUGCCACAAUUUCCAGGAGCUGAUGGCCGCGCGCUUCUUCCUGGGCCUGUUCGAGGCCGGAUGCUUGCCCCUGUUUGGCGUCAUCACCAGCCAAUGGUACCGUCGGGCCGAGCAGCCUUUGCGCAUCGCUGCCUGGUACGGCACAAAUGGAAUCGCGACCAUUGUGGCGGCUGCGCUGUCCUACGGCCUUGCACACAUUAAAUCUGACCUCUUGGAAGCUUGGCAAAUCAUCUUCCUCUUCGUCGGUCUAUUGACUAUCGUUUCAGCGCCGUUUGUGUAUUGGCGCCUAGACAACGAUGUGUCCACCGCUCGCUUUUUCACCGAGGAAGAGAAAGCCCAGGCAAUGGAGCGCCUGCGCGCAAACCAGACAGGCACAGGAAAUACCGAGUUCAAACUCAGCCAUGUGUUGGAAGCAGCACUGGAGCCAAAGUCUUACCUGUGGAUCGGCAUGGCAAUGCUCCUCAACAUCGGUGCCAGCGUAACCAACAUUUUCGGGCCUUUGAUCAUCGGUGGCCUGGGCUACGACAAGUACAGGACUAGUCUCUUGACGAUGCCCUUUGGCGCGCUCCAAACGAUCGUGAUCUUGCUCGCCAGCUAUCUCGCCCAAACAGCCCGCCUGAAGGGUGCUGUUCUAUCCGUGUUCAUGCUCCCCGUGAUUGCGGGGUUGGCCAUUCUCUACGCCAUGCCUCGAACCGAUUCCGCGCAGGGUACGCUGCUUGCUGGAUACUAUCUUCUAUCAUUCCUUUUCGGAGGCAACCCGCUGGUCGUGACCUGGAUUGUCGGCAACACGGCUGGAAGCACCAAGAAAUCGGUCGCUAUGAGUCUAUACAAUGCGGCGUCUUCUGCCGGCAACAUUGUGGGCCCACUGCUCUUCUCCUCGAAGGAUGCUCCCAAUUACCAUCCCGGUCUCCGUGCCUGUCUUGGUAUCUUUUGCGCAAUGGCUGCGAUUGUGCUCAUCCAAUGGGCCAACCUGUGGUUCCUCAACAAGCAGCAAGCCCGCCGCCGUGUGCGUAAUGGAAAGAGUGCCAAGAUCAUUGAUCACUCCAUGCAGACCAACUUCCAUGGCAUCGAGGAGACCACCGAAGAGGGUACGACGGAACAGCAUGUCGGUCAUGCGGGUGCACAUAUGACGGAGGACCUCACUGACCGACAGAAUGACGAAUUUGUAUAUAUCUAUUGA
This is a messenger RNA of Penicillium canariense, 1569 nucleotides long. RefSeq names its product putative MFS transporter. The coding region runs from base 1 to 1569 and encodes 522 amino acids. Lineage: Eukaryota; Fungi; Ascomycota; Eurotiomycetes; Eurotiales; Aspergillaceae. The record is from RefSeq and is a predicted model, not a curated record. Gene Ontology annotation, cellular component: membrane. The transcript has 2 exons. Gene Ontology annotation, biological process: transmembrane transport. Gene Ontology annotation, molecular function: transmembrane transporter activity.